Messenger RNA from Topomyia yanbarensis, 553 nucleotides. Its product is annotated as endocuticle structural glycoprotein ABD-5-like. The record is from RefSeq and is a predicted model, not a curated record. The transcript is spliced from 2 exons. Gene Ontology annotation, cellular component: chitin-based extracellular matrix. Lineage: Eukaryota; Metazoa; Arthropoda; Insecta; Diptera; Culicidae. The coding region runs from base 78 to 491 and encodes 137 amino acids. Gene Ontology annotation, molecular function: structural constituent of chitin-based larval cuticle.
UAAGUUCUGCGAGUUUGAUCGGAAAGGAUUUGUUUUGAGGUUUAUUUCCAUUCGAGUCAUAUCGAUCGAUAUUGAAAAUGUGCAAGCUAAUAGUGUUCGCGAGUGUGAUGUGCGUGUUGUUGGCGGGAAGAGCCGUUUUCUCGGCACCAGCACCACAGGCGCCGGAUGCAGCUCCUCGGACGGCAGCUCAGGAUGUGGAAACUGUGCGAUAUUUCAGCGAAAAUAAUGGGCCCGAUGGAUACAAGUUCACAUACGAGCUUAGUGACGGCCAGAUUCGAUCCGAGGUCGGCACGUACCGGGACAUCAAGGAUGCCGAUGGCAACGACGUGAAGGCCCUGUUCGUGCAGGGAUCGUACUCGUUUGUCGCACCCGAUGGAAAAACCUACUGGGUGAACUACACGGCCGACGAGAACGGGUACCAUCCUAAGGUGGGUACCGGCCCGACUGGAGGAAUCCAACCGGGACAGGAUGCACCGAUAGAAAGUGCGUAGAGUGUCAUAAACGGUGUUAGGUGGUAAGUGGCUGUGUACUGUAAGGUCGAAAAAACGCUUGU